Molecule: messenger RNA, 1733 nt
Organism: Caenorhabditis angaria
Lineage: Eukaryota; Metazoa; Nematoda; Chromadorea; Rhabditida; Rhabditidae
Source: the annotation of a GenBank genome assembly
AUGAAAAUGGGGAGAGGUAAGGGUUUUGGGAAGGGUUUACUCUCCGAAAAAGCUGUUUUUGGAGUGGAAUUUUGAGAAAAACGGGAAAAAUCGAAUUUUCCAGCUAGCCAAAUCGAAGAGAUGCACAGAUUAUUUCGAGAACGAGCGAAAUACCUGCCAGAUGUAAAUGGACCAGUUCUGCUAAAUGGAGAAACAUUGAAUUUCUAUAUGGAUUGGCUUCAUUCAAUGAAUCAAAUGAAUCAGGAAGGUCUAUCGGUUCAUUAUUUCCUCACGGAUAUGUAUCAUCAUGUGGAGAAGAAAUUGAAAACACAUAUUCAAAUUCCAUUCCAAAAAGCACAAAUCUAUGCAGUUCGUCGAAAACUUUACAAGCGAUUCGAUUCGUCGAUUCUUGAUAAAGAUAUGAUUGUUUUUCCGAUUCAUCUUCCCGAUAUUCAACAUUGGUUUCUUGCAAUUAUUCAUCGACCAGCUGACGCGAUUCGAAAGAAAAUCACACCUUCGGCGGCACAGCAAGAAGAAGAAGGAGCUGCAAGCCAAGAUUUCAAUAAUAAUCUUGAUGAUUUUGAUGUGACAGUUGGUGGCGGAUGUCGAAUUGUGAUUUUGGAUAGUUUAUAUGGAACGAAGAAUUAUGGAGAGGAAUUGAAGGUGGAAUAUGCGAAGGUUUUCGAGAAUUUAAAAGUUUGGAUUCAAUUGACGGCUGAUUUUGAGAGUAAUAUUGUUAUGACAAGUCGAAUCAAGUGAGUGAAUUCAAAAAUUGCAGAAAAUACUUGCUAUGACGUGGCGAACUUCGGAAAUUCAGGAAAAAUCGUGACUUUGCGCGAAAAUUUCGCUCUGAAGGGAACAUUUUGUCUACAAUUCAAUUUUCGGAGUGAAAUUUUUCAAAAAUACCAUAUUUUGAACUUUUUCAACUUGCAAUAGUAGUUUUCGACCCACUGAUCACGAUCCCGCUGUCUAAAAUUGCAAAUCUCAACUUCUAACAUGAGUUAUGACGUGGCAAAGAUGGAAAAUUGGGACUUUAGGAGGACAGAACUUGCUUUCAAAGUUAUUUUCAUAAAAAUCUGACAGCAUAGGGUUGUUCAGGAAACAAAUUUUUUAAAUCGAGCCUCCUGAAGGAUGCCAUGCUAUCAGAUUUUUAUGAAAAUAGUUAUGAAGGCGAUUUCUGACCCUCCAAAGUUCCAAUUUUCCAACUUUGCCACGUCAUAACUCAUGUUAGGAGUUGAGCUUUGCAGUUUUAGACAACGCGAUCGUGAUCAGUGGGUCGAAAACUACUAGAAAAUAUAUUUUUCCUUAAAAUUUCUCGAUUGCAAGUAGAAAAGUUCAAAAUAUAGUAUUUUUGAUAAAUUUCGCUCUGAAAAUUGAACUGUAGACAAAAUGUCCCCCUUCAGAGCGAAAUUCUCGCGAAAUGUCACGAUUUUUCCUGAAUUUCUAGAGUUUGCCACGUCAUAGAUCGAAAAAUCAUGAUUUUCGAGUUUUGAAACGGAAUUUUCAACAGCAAAAUGUCAUAUUUCAGAACAGUCGUCUGCAAAAACCUGCCAAUUCAAAAGACCAACUUCGAAUGCGGUAUUUAUAUGCUCGUCUUCGCCGAAUAUUUCACCGUCUACAACACUGAAUGGAUCGAUUGGGAAACUGAAGAAAUCGAGAAUUUGAUGAUCGAUGAAACAGUCCAAGAACAUCUUGAAAGUGGCGAAUCGCGAAAACGAUUGAAUGCUGAAAUUCAGCGAUGGAAAUGGAAAUAA